Molecule: messenger RNA, 15791 nt
Organism: Porites lobata
Lineage: Eukaryota; Metazoa; Cnidaria; Anthozoa; Scleractinia; Poritidae
Source: the annotation of a GenBank genome assembly
ACCUGCCCCUCUACCUAUCUCUAUCUAUCUAUCUAUCUAUCUAUCUAUCUAUCUAUCUAUAUCUAUCUAUCUAUCUAUCUAUCUAUCUAUCUAUCUAUCCCCUCUACCUAUCUACCUACUUCCCUCCCGCCUGCCCCCCUCCCUGCCCCCUCCCCCUGGCCCGCCCCCGGGCGGUGUACCACCAACUCCCGCUUCCCAUACCCUUCCCAAGGCCUUUUUUUCUUCCCUCUCCUCGCCCCAAGCCCUCCCAGAUCCAAGCCGCGAUUUUAUUCUUUUUUUUUCCUUUUUAUGCUAAUCAGGCGGGAUUCGAACCCGUCACCUCUUUGUUUGCCAGUUAAUUACCAAUUCAAUGCUUAUGCCAAUUGCGCUAUCCCGGCUUGGUUACAAAUUCAAUGGUUUUUGGUAUGUUAUUCAUAUGCAAAUCAAAUUCUUGCCCCUGAUUGGCUGUUGAAAAUAAUGACAUCAUGAACCUUCGGCCCAGAGGUCCCUGAGGUCCCACAGGUCCAAGAACCAAAACAAACCAAAGUUUACCAAACAUAAUGGAAACUGUAGCCUUCUCGGCUUUGCGAAAGCUUCUUUUUAAUUAGGAUUCUUGUAUCUUUCUGACCACUCGUACAUUUAAAAAAGCACUUAGCGCUUUCACGUUUUUCCGACGGGCAAUUUUGAUUUUAGCUGUAAGUUUUGUAUAAUAUUGAAAUACUUGAAAUGUCCGUCGGUGCGUUUGCUUUCAGUCGGUGAUCACAAGAAACAGUUUUUGUACGGUUAACAGUGAUCAACAUCAAUUUACAUUCUCGCUAUAUAUCCCACCAGUGAACAGUAUCAAUCAUAAAAGGCUGAAAAUAGAGGAAACUGCUCAGCAACGAAAAACAUUGUGAUUUCUAAUCAAAUUCUCCUCGUUAGCGCCAGAUGAACGGUAAAGGAAUGAGUAUGGAGAAUGUGCAUGUUAAUCUCACGCCAUUUUACAAGCGUUCCUGCAACAAGCAAAAGUGAUCGUAUAAAUGAAAAACGCGAAGGUUAUGUCACUUUUAAUAACAACAACACCAAAAGCUUUAUUUGCAUGACCAUAAAGGAAUUACAGUAUUGCACUGAGCUAUUAGUCUAAAUUUAAGUACUAAUUCAACUAAUUAGUACGUGCCAAACAUUACAAAACGUUACAGUUCUCGUUCAUUCAUUCAUUGAUAUUAAUUUGGUUCUUAAUUCAAAGCAUUGCGAGAUAAAUGAAACUAAUUGACAGUUAAUUAAAUAAUCAGAAGAAUUCAUAAGAAGAGAUAUUAAAGUAUCGUGUGAAAGUGAUUUGAAGUCAGGUAUUUUAGUUUCUAGUUUGGAGAAAAAUAUGUCUCUGAUCUGAGAAUAAGCCUUACAAUCUAGUAAGAAAUGAUUUUCAUCUUCGAUUUUGCUGCAGUUACUUGUACAAAAGUGACAUAUCCUUUCAUUGCGAGGAAUGUUUUCGUAUCUACCUGUUUCAAUUCUAAGUUGAUGACUACUUAUUCUAAAUAUAACUAAUGCUUUUCUCGAAGGGUUUUUUUUCUUGUUAAAACUAGGUACGGCGAGGGGCUAUAGUCGUCUUUGAUUGUACAAUGAAAACUGAGUUUUUGUGAUUGUUGAAGGGUCUGAUUCCAGUAAGAGACGUAUUUAAUAGAUUUGCAGCCAGCAGUGUGACCCUUCGACAACAAGAAAAAGCGUUCUUCUCUAACUAGGCAACUACAGAACACUAGUCUGAAUCUGGUAAGCACGGUAAAUCAUACUAAAAUGCUACCGAUGCGACCGAAAACUUGUGAUAGAAUCGUGAAAUCAGCCUGAAGGAUCAAAACAAGGUGAUAUCCUUCGUGUCCUAAGGCAGCUAAAAGACUUUUUUUUCCAGAAUGAAAUAUACUUACAUCCUCUUACUUGAGACAUCACAAGAGUCCCAGGGACAUUUCCAGGAGAUCUCCAUCAGUUUCCAACUUGACCCAAAAGUCACUUGACAGGAUGAACCAAACAAACAUUGUUUGCCCGGCCUAUUGACGAUUAGUAAUUCCAUCAGGUGGUGUUUCUUUCGCAGGCAAGGUUACGUAAUUCAAGCUAUUUCCAAUCCAGUCUUAAAAUCAGGCUGUCAAAUGUCCCCAAGGUCCAUGACCAAUAAAGAAAAUUCUCCAACUUCAGACGAAGAGCAGUUUGGAACUUCAUGGUCUGUUUAUCCACUGCAUUAAAGAAAAGGAACGUAUUAUAAGUAGACUAACUCGCGAAGUUGAAUGUGCGAAAAAGUGUGGAGAAGUUGAUCCUAAGUAAUGACAAAUGUUUAAUCAUAAAUUUCGCUUGUUUCUUCGCACACGUCCUUUUUUUCCCGUUUUUUUCUUACGUGAAUGCAUCCUUUUCUAAAAGUGCUUUUUUUUUGAGUCAAGAAUUUUAUAAAAGUAAGAAGAAAAAAAAAAAAUUUUGCUGAGCAGCAAAACCCUCCCCGGGUCUAACCUGCGAGCAAGGUCUCUCACUGCCCCACCCCACCCAACCCUCCCCCAAUCCCGGCAGCAAGAGACCUUGCUCGCAGGCUAGACCCCCCUCCCCUUCCCCUUCCCUUCCCUUCCUUCCCCUCCCAACCCUCCGCCCUCUACCUAUCUACCCCCCCCCCUCUACCUGCCCCUCCCUAUCUAUCUAUCUAUCUAUCUAUCUAUCUAUCUAUCUAUCUAUCUAUCUAUCUAUCUAUCUAUCUAUCUAUCUAUCUAUCUAUCUAUCUAUCUACCCCUCUACCUAUCUACCUACCUUCCCUCCGCCUGCCCCCUCCUCCCCCCCCCCCCGGCCCGCCCCCGGGCCGGUGUACCAACUCCCGCUUCCCAUACCCUUCCCAAGGCCUUUUUUCUUCCCUCUCCUCGCCCCAAGCCCUCCCAGAUCCAAGCCGCGAUUUUAUUCUUUUUUUUCCCUUUUUUAUGCUAAUCAGGCGGGAUUCGAACCCGUCACCUCUUUGUUUGCCAGUUAAUUACCAAUUCAAUGCUUAUGCCAAUUGCGCUAUCCCGGCUUGGUUACAAAUUCAAUGGUUUUUUGGUAUGUUAUUCAUAUGCAAAUCAAAUUCUUGCCCCUGAUUGGCUGUUGAAAAUAAUGACAUCAUGAACCUUCGGCCCAGAGGUCCCUGAGGUCCCACAGGUCCAAGAACCAAAACAAACCAAAGUUUACCAAACAUAAUGGAAACUGUAGCCUUCUCGGCUUUGCGAAAGUUUCUUUUUAAUCAGGAUUCUUGUAUCUUUCUGACCACUCGUACAUUUAAAAAAGCACUUAGCGCUUUCACGUUUUUCCGACGGGCAAUUUUGAUUUUAGCUGGAAGUUUUGUAUAAUAUUGAAAUACUUGAAAUGUCCGUCGGUGCGUUUGCUUUCAGUCGGUGAUCACAAGAAACAGUUUUUGUACGGUUAACAGUGAUCAACAUCAAUUUACAUUCCUCGCUAUAUAUCCCACCACUGAACAGUAUCAAUCAUAAAAGGCUGAAAAUAGAGGAAACUGCUCAGCAGCGAAAAAAACAUUAUGAUUUCUAAUCAAAUUCUCCUCGUUAGCGCCAGAUGAACGGUAAAGGAAUGAGUAUGGAGAAUGUGCAUGUUAAUCUCACGCCAUUUACAAGCGUUCCUGCAACAAGCAAAAGUGAUCGUAUAAAUGAAAAACGCGAAGGUUAUGUCACUUUUAAUAACAACAACACCAAAAGCUUUAUUUGCAUGACCAUAAAGGAAUUACAGUAUUGCACUGAGCUAUUAGUCUAGAUUUAAGUACUAAUUCAACUAAUUAGUACGUGCCAAACAAAACGUUACAAAACGUUACAGUUCUCGUUCAUUCAUUCAUUGAUAUUAAUUUGGUUCUUAAUUCAAAGCAUUGCGAGAUAAAUGAAACUAAUUGACAGUUAAUUAAAUAAUCAGAAGAAUUCAUAAGAAGAGAUAUUAAAGUAUCGUGUGAAAGUGAUUUGAAGUCAGGUAUUUUAGUUUCUAGUUUGGAGAAAAAUAUGUCUCUGAUCUGAGAAUAAGCCUUACAAUCUAGUAAGAAAUGAUUUUCAUCUUCGAUUUUGCUGCAGUUACUUGUACAAAAGUGACAUAUCCUUUCAUUGCGAGGAAUGUUUUCGUAUCUACCUGUUUCAAUUCUAAGUUGAUGACUACUUAUUCUAAAUAUAACUAAUGCUUUUCUCGAAGGGUUUUUUUUCUUGUUAAAACUAGGUACGGCGAGGGGCUAUAGUCGUCUUUGAUUGUACAAUGAAAACUGAGUUUUUGUGAUUGUUGAAGGGUCUGAUUCCAGUAAGAGACGUAUUUAAUAGAUUUGCAGCCAGCAGUGUGACCCUUCGACAACAAGAAAAAGCGUUCUUCUCUAACUAGGCAACUACAGAACACUAGUCUGAAUCUGGUAAGCACGGUAAAUCAUACUAAAAUGCUACCGAUGCGACCGAAAACUUGUGAUAGAAUCGUGAAAUCAGCCUGAAGGAUCAAAACAAGGUGAUAUCCUUCGUGUCCUAAGGCAGCUAAAAGACUUUUUUUUCCAGAAUGAAAUAUACUUACAUCCUCUUACUUGAGACAUCACAAGAGUCCCAGGGACAUUUCAGGAGAUCUCCAUCAGUUUCCAACUUGACCCAAAAGUCACUUGACAGGAUGAACCAAACAAACAUUGUUUGCCCGGCCUAUUGACGAUUAGUAAUUCCAUCAGGUGGUGUUUCUUUCGCAGGCAAGGUUACGUAAUUCAAGCUAUUUCCAAUCCAGUCUUAAAAUCAGGCUGUCAAAUGUCCCCAAGGUCCAUGACCAAUAAAGAAAAUUCUCCAACUUCAGACGAAGAGCAGUUUGGAACUUCAUGGUCUGUUUAUCCACUGCAUUAAAGAAAAGGAACGUAUUAUAAGUAGACUAACUCGCGAAGUUGAAUGUGCGAAAAAGUGUGGAGAAGUUGAUCCUAAGUAAUGACAAAUGUUUAAUCAUAAAUUUCGCUUGUUUCUUCGCACACGUCCUUUUUUUCCCGUUUUUUUCUUACGUGAAUGCAUCCUUUUCUAAAAGUGCUUUUUUUGAGUCAAGAAUUUUAUAAAAGUAAGAAGAAAAAAAAUUUUGCUGAGCAGCAAAACCCUCCCCGGGUCUAACCUGCGAGCAAGGUCUCUCACUGCCCCACCCCACCCAACCCUCCCCCCAAUCCCGGCAGCAAGAGACCUUGCUCGCAGGCUAGACCCCCCCUCCCUUUCCCCUUCCCUUCCCUUCCCUUCCCCCUCCCAACCCUCCGCCCUCUACCUAUCUACCUACCCCCCUCUACCUGCCCCUCUACCUAUCUAUCUAUCUAUCUAUCUAUCUAUCUAUCUAUCUAUCUAUCUAUCUAUCUAUCUAUCUAUCUAUCUAUCUAUCUAUCUAUCUAUCUACCCCUCUACCUAUCUACCUACUUCCCUCCCGCCUGCCCCCCUCUCCCUGCCCUCCCCCCGGCCCGCCCCCGGGCCGGUGUACCAACUCCCGCUUCCCAUACCCUUCCCAAGGCCUUUUUUCUUCCCUCUCCUCGCCCCAAGCCCUCCCAGAUCCAAGCCGCGAUUUUAUUCUUUUUUUUCCCUUUUUUAUGCUAAUCAGGCGGGAUUCGAACCCGUCACCUCUUUGUUUGCCAGUUAAUUACCAAUUCAAUGCUUAUGCCAAUUGCGCUAUCCCGGCUUGGUUACAAAUUCAAUGGUUUUUUGGUAUGUUAUUCAUAUGCAAAUCAAAUUCUUGCCCCUGAUUGGCUGUUGAAAAUAAUGACAUCAUGAACCUUCGGCCCAGAGGUCCCUGAGGUCCCACAGGUCCAAGAACCAAAACAAACCAAAGUUUACCAAACAUAAUGGAAACUGUAGCCUUCUCGGCUUUGCGAAAGUUUCUUUUUAAUCAGGAUUCUUGUAUCUUUCUGACCACUCGUACAUUUAAAAAAGCACUUAGCGCUUUCACGUUUUUCCGACGGGCAAUUUUGAUUUUAGCUGGAAGUUUUGUAUAAUAUUGAAAUACUUGAAAUGUCCGUCGGUGCGUUUGCUUUCAGUCGGUGAUCACAAGAAACAGUUUUUGUACGGUUAACAGUGAUCAACAUCAAUUUACAUUCCUCGCUAUAUAUCCCACCACUGAACAGUAUCAAUCAUAAAAGGCUGAAAAUAGAGGAAACUGCUCAGCAGCGAAAAACAUUAUGAUUUCUAAUCAAAUUCUCCUCGUUAGCGCCAGAUGAACGGUAAAGGAAUGAGUAUGGAGAAUGUGCAUGUUAAUCUCACGCCAUUUACAAGCGUUCCUGCAACAAGCAAAAGUGAUCGUAUAAAUGAAAAACGCGAAGGUUAUGUCACUUUUAAUAACAACAACACCAAAAGCUUUAUUUGCAUGACCAUAAAGGAAUUACAGUAUUGCACUGAGCUAUUAGUCUAGAUUUAAGUACUAAUUCAACUAAUUAGUACGUGCCAAACAUUACAAAACGUUACAGUUCUCGUUCAUUCAUUCAUUGAUAUUAAUUUGGUUCUUAAUUCAAAGCAUUGCGAGAUAAAUGAAACUAAUUGACAGUUAAUUAAAUAAUCAGAAGAAUUCAUAAGAAGAGAUAUUAAAGUAUCGUGUGAAAGUGAUUUGAAGUCAGGUAUUUUAGUUUCUAGUUUGGAGAAAAAUAUGUCUCUGAUCUGAGAAUAAGCCUUACAAUCUAGUAAGAAAUGAUUUUCAUCUUCGAUUUUGCUGCAGUUACUUGUACAAAAGUGACAUAUCCUUUCAUUGCGAGGAAUGUUUUCGUAUCUACCUGUUUCAAUUCUAAGUUGAUGACUACUUAUUCUAAAUAUAACUAAUGCUUUUCUCGAAGGGUUUUUUCUUGUUAAAACUAGGUACGGCGAGGGGCUAUAGUCGUCUUUGAUUGUACAAUGAAAACUGAGUUUUUGUGAUUGUUGAAGGGUCUGAUUCCAGUAAGAGACGUAUUUAAUAGAUUUGCAGCCAGCAGUGUGACCCUUCGACAACAAGAAAAAGCGUUCUUCUCUAACUAGGCAACUACAGAACACUAGUCUGAAUCUGGUAAGCACGGUAAAUCAUACUAAAAUGCUACCGAUGCGACCGAAAACUUGUGAUAGAAUCGUGAAAUCAGCCUGAAGGAUCAAAACAAGGUGAUAUCCUUCGUGUCCUAAGGCAGCUAAAAGACUUUUUUUUUCCAGAAUGAAAUAUACUUACAUCCUCUUACUUGAGACAUCACAAGAGUCCCAGGGACAUUUCAGGAGAUCUCCAUCAGUUUCCAACUUGACCCAAAAGUCACUUGACAGGAUGAACCAAACAAACAUUGUUUGCCCGGCCUAUUGACGAUUAGUAAUUCCAUCAGGUGGUGUUUCUUUUUCGCAGGCAAGGUUACGUAAUUCAAGCUAUUUCCAAUCCAGUCUUAAAAUCAGGCUGUCAAAUGUCCCCAAGGUCCAUGACCAAUAAAGAAAAUUCUCCAACUUCAGACGAAGAGCAGUUUGGAACUUCAUGGUCUGUUUAUCCACUGCAUUAAAGAAAAGGAACGUAUUAUAAGUAGACUAACUCGCGAAGUUGAAUGUGCGAAAAAGUGUGGAGAAGUUGAUCCUAAGUAAUGACAAAUGUUUAAUCAUAAAUUUCGCUUGUUUCUUCGCACACGUCCUUUUUUUCCCGUUUUUUUCUUACGUGAAUGCAUCCUUUUCUAAAAGUGCUUUUUUUGAGUCAAGAAUUUUAUAAAAGUAAGAAGAAAAAAAAUUUUGCUGAGCAGCAAAACCCUCCCCGGGUCUAACCUGCGAGCAAGGUCUCUCACUGCCCCCCCCCCCCCCACCCCCCCCCCCAAUCCCGGCAGCAAGAGACCUUGCUCGCAGGCUAGACCCCCUCCCUUUCCCCUUCCCUUCCCUUCCCUUCCCCUCCCAACCCUCCGCCCUCUACCUAUCUACCUACCCCCCCUACCUGCCCUCCCCUACCUAUCUAUCUAUCUAUCUAUCUAUCUAUCUAUCUAUCUAUCUAUCUAUCUAUCUAUCUAUCUAUCUAUCUAUCUAUCUAUCUAUCUAUCUACCCCUCUACCUAUCUACCUACUUCCCUCCCGCCUGCCCCCCUCUCCCUGCCCUCCCCCCGGCCCGCCCCCGGGCCGGUGUACCAACUCCCGCUUCCCAUACCCUUCCCAAGGCCUUUUUUCUUCCCUCUCCUCGCCCCAAGCCCUCCCAGAUCCAAGCCGCGAUUUUAUUCUUUUUUUUCCCUUUUUUUUGCUAAUCAGGCGGGAUUCGAACCCGUCACCUCUUUGUUUGCCAGUUAAUUACCAAUUCAAUGCUUAUGCCAAUUGCGCUAUCCCGGCUUGGUUACAAAUUCAAUGGUUUUUUGGUAUGUUAUUCAUAUGCAAAUCAAAUUCUUGCCCCUGAUUGGCUGUUGAAAAUAAUGACAUCAUGAACCUUCGGCCCAGAGGUCCCUGAGGUCCCACAGGUCCAAGAACCAAAACAAACCAAAGUUUACCAAACAUAAUGGAAACUGUAGCCUUCUCGGCUUUGCGAAAGUUUCUUUUUAAUCAGGAUUCUUGUAUCUUUCUGACCACUCGUACAUUUAAAAAGCACUUAGCGCUUUCACGUUUUUCCGACGGGCAAUUUUGAUUUUAGCUGGAAGUUUUGUAUAAUAUUGAAAUACUUGAAAUGUCCGUCGGUGCGUUUGCGUUUUCAGUCGGUGAUCACAAGAAACAGUUUUUGUACGGUUAACAGUGAUCAACAUCAAUUUACAUUCCUCGCUAUAUAUCCCACCACUGAACAGUAUCAAUCAUAAAAGGCUGAAAAUAGAGGAAACUGCUCAGCAGCGAAAAACAUUAUGAUUUCUAAUCAAAUUCUCCUCGUUAGCGCGCAGAUGAACGGUAAAGGAAUGAGUAUGGAGAAUGUGCAUGUUAAUCUCACGCCAUUUACAAGCGUUCCUGCAACAAGCAAAAGUGAUCGUAUAAAUGAAAAACGCGAAGGUUAUGUCACUUUUAAUAACAACAACACCAAAAGCUUUAUUUGCAUGACCAUAAAGGAAUUACAGUAUUGCACUGAGCUAUUAGUCUAGAUUUAAGUACUAAUUCAACUAAUUAGUACGUGCCAAACAUUACAAAAACGUUACAGUUCUCGUUCAUUCAUUCAUUGAUAUUAAUUUGGUUCUUAAUUCAAAGCAUUGCGAGAUAAAUGAAACUAAUUGACAGUUAAUUAAAUAAUCAGAAGAAUUCAUAAGAAGAGAUAUUAAAGUAUCGUGUGAAAGUGAUUUGAAGUCAGGUAUUUUAGUUUCUAGUUUGGAGAAAAAUAUGUCUCUGAUCUGAGAAUAAGCCUUACAAUCUAGUAAGAAAUGAUUUUCAUCUUCGAUUUUGCUGCAGUUACUUGUACAAAAGUGACAUAUCCUUUCAUUGCGAGGAAUGUUUUCGUAUCUACCUGUUUCAAUUCUAAGUUGAUGACUACUUAUUCUAAAUAUAACUAAUGCUUUUCUCGAAGGGUUUUUUCUUGUUAAAACUAGGUACGGCGAGGGGCUAUAGUCGUCUUUGAUUGUACAAUGAAAACUGAGUUUUUGUGAUUGUUGAAGGGUCUGAUUCCAGUAAGAGACGUAUUUAAUAGAUUUGCAGCCAGCAGUGUGACCCUUCGACAACAAGAAAAAGCGUUCUUCUCUAACUAGGCAACUACAGAACACUAGUCUGAAUCUGGUAAGCACGGUAAAUCAUACUAAAAUGCUACCGAUGCGACCGAAAACUUGUGAUAGAAUCGUGAAAUCAGCCUGAAGGAUCAAAACAAGGUGAUAUCCUUCGUGUCCUAAGGCAGCUAAAAGACUUUUUUUCCAGAAUGAAAUAUACUUACAUCCUCUUACUUGAGACAUCACAAGAGUCCCAGGGACAUUUCCAGGAGAUCUCCAUCAGUUUCCAACUUGACCCAAAAGUCACUUGACAGGAUGAACCAAACAAACAUUGUUUGCCCGGCCUAUUGACGAUUAGUAAUUCCAUCAGGUGGUGUUUCUUUCGCAGGCAAGGUUACGUAAUUCAAGCUAUUUCCAAUCCAGUCUUAAAAUCAGGCUGUCAAAUGUCCCCAAGGUCCAUGACCAAUAAAGAAAAUUCUCCAACUUCAGACGAAGAGCAGUUUGGAACUUCAUGGUCUGUUUAUCCACUGCAUUAAAGAAAAGGAACGUAUUAUAAGUAGACUAACUCGCGAAGUUGAAUGUGCGAAAAAGUGUGGAGAAGUUGAUCCUAAGUAAUGACAAAUGUUUAAUCAUAAAUUUCGCUUGUUUCUUCGCACACGUCCUUUUUUUCCCGUUUUUUUCUUACGUGAAUGCAUCCUUUUCUAAAAGUGCUUUUUUUGAGUCAAGAAUUUUAUAAAAGUAAGAAGAAAAAAAAUUUUGCUGAGCAGCAAAACCCUCCCCGGGUCUAACCUGCGAGCAAGGUCUCUCACUGCCCCACCCCACCCAACCCUCCCCCAAUCCCGGCAGCAAGAGACCUUGCUCGCAGGCUAGACCCCCCCCUCCCUUCCCCUUCCCUUCCCUUCCCUUCCCCCUCCCAACCCUCCGCCCUCUACCUAUCUACCUACCCCCCUCUACCUGCCCCUCUACCUAUCUAUCUAUCUAUCUAUCUAUCUAUCUAUCUAUCUAUCUAUCUAUCUAUCUAUCUAUCUAUCUAUCUAUCUAUCUAUCUACCCCUCUACCUAUCUACCUACUUCCCUCCCGCCUGCCCCCCUCUCCCUGCCCUCCCCCCGGCCCGCCCCCGGGCCGGUGUACCAACUCCCGCUUCCCAUACCCUUCCCAAGGCCUUUUUUCUUCCCUCUCCUCGCCCCAAGCCCUCCCAGAUCCAAGCCGCGAUUUUAUUCUUUUUUUUCCCUUUUUUAUGCUAAUCAGGCGGGAUUCGAACCCGUCACCUCUUUGUUUUCCAGUUAAUUACCAAUUCAAUGCUUAUGCCAAUUGCGCUAUCCCGGCUUGGUUACAAAUUCAAUGGUUUUUUGGUAUGUUAUUCAUAUGCAAAUCAAAUUCUUGCCCCUGAUUGGCUGUUGAAAAUAAUGACAUCAUGAACCUUCGGCCCAGAGGUCCCUGAGGUCCCACAGGUCCAAGAACCAAAACAAACCAAAGUUUACCAAACAUAAUGGAAACUGUAGCCUUCUCGGCUUUGCGAAAGUUUCUUUUUAAUCAGGAUUCUUGUAUCUUUCUGACCACUCGUACAUUUAAAAAAGCACUUAGCGCUUUCACGUUUUUCCGACGGGCAAUUUUGAUUUUAGCUGGAAGUUUUGUAUAAUAUUGAAAUACUUGAAAUGUCCGUCGGUGCGUUUGCUUUCAGUCGGUGAUCACAAGAAACAGUUUUUGUACGGUUAACAGUGAUCAACAUCAAUUUACAUUCCUCGCUAUAUAUCCCACCACUGAACAGUAUCAAUCAUAAAAGGCUGAAAAUAGAGGAAACUGCUCAGCAGCGAAAAACAUUAUGAUUUCUAAUCAAAUUCUCCUCGUUAGCGCCAGAUGAACGGUAAAGGAAUGAGUAUGGAGAAUGUGCAUGUUAAUCUCACGCCAUUUACAAGCGUUCCUGCAACAAGCAAAAGUGAUCGUAUAAAUGAAAAACGCGAAGGUUAUGUCACUUUUAAUAACAACAACACCAAAAGCUUUAUUUGCAUGACCAUAAAGGAAUUACAGUAUUGCACUGAGCUAUUAGUCUAGAUUUAAGUACUAAUUCAACUAAUUAGUACGUGCCAAACAUUACAAAACGUUACAGUUCUCGUUCAUUCAUUCAUUGAUAUUAAUUUGGUUCUUAAUUCAAAGCAUUGCGAGAUAAAUGAAACUAAUUGACAGUUAAUUAAAUAAUCAGAAGAAUUCAUAAGAAGAGAUAUUAAAGUAUCGUGUGAAAGUGAUUUGAAGUCAGGUAUUUUAGUUUCUAGUUUGGAGAAAAAUAUGUCUCUGAUCUGAGAAUAAGCCUUACAAUCUAGUAAGAAAUGAUUUUCAUCUUCGAUUUUGCUGCAGUUACUUGUACAAAAGUGACAUAUCCUUUCAUUGCGAGGAAUGUUUUCGUAUCUACCUGUUUCAAUUCUAAGUUGAUGACUACUUAUUCUAAAUAUAACUAAUGCUUUUCUCGAAGGUUUUUUUUCUUGUUAAAACUAGGUACGGCGAGGGGCUAUAGUCGUCUUUGAUUGUACAAUGAAAACUGAGUUUUUGUGAUUGUUGAAGGGUCUGAUUCCAGUAAGAGACGUAUUUAAUAGAUUUGCAGCCAGCAGUGUGACCCUUCGACAACAAGAAAAAGCGUUCUUCUCUAACUAGGCAACUACAGAACACUAGUCUGAAUCUGGUAAGCACGGUAAAUCAUACUAAAAUGCUACCGAUGCGACCGAAAACUUGUGAUAGAAUCGUGAAAUCAGCCGAAGGAUCAAAACAAGGUGAUAUCCUUCGUGUCCUAAAGGCAGCUAAAAGACUUUUUUUCCAGAAUGAAAUAUACUUACAUCCUCUUACUUGAGACAUCACAAGAGUCCCAGGGACAUUUCCAGGAGAUCUCCAUCAGUUUCCAACUUGACCCAAAAGUCACUUGACAGGAUGAACCAAACAAACAUUGUUUGCCCGGCCUAUUGACGAUUAGUAAUUCCAUCAGGUGGUGUUUCUUUCGCAGGCAAGGUUACGUAAUUCAAGCUAUUUCCAAUCCAGUCUUAAAAUCAGGCUGUCAAAUGUCCCCAAGGUCCAUGACCAAUAAAGAAAAUUCUCCAACUUCAGACGAAGAGCAGUUUGGAACUUCAUGGUCUGUUUAUCCACUGCAUUAAAGAAAAGGAACGUAUUAUAAGUAGACUAACUCGCGAAGUUGAAUGUGCGAAAAAGUGUGGAGAAGUUGAUCCUAAGUAAUGACAAAUGUUUAAUCAUAAAUUUCGCUUGUUUCUUCGCACACGUCCUUUUUUCCCGUUUUUUUCUUACGUGAAUGCAUCCUUUUCUAAAAGUGCUUUUUUUGAGUCAAGAAUUUUAUAAAAGUAAGAAAAAAAAAAAAAAUUUUGCUGAGCAGCAAAACCCUCCCCGGGUCUAACCUGCGAGCAAGGUCUCUCACUGCCCCACCCCACCCAACCCUCCCCCAAUCCCGGCAGCAAGAGACCUUGCUCGCAGGCUAGACCCCCCCCCCUUUCCCUUCCCUUCCCUUCCCUUCCCCUCCCAACCCUCCGCCCUCUACCCUAUCUACCCUACCUACCCCCUACCUACCUAUCUAUCUAUCUAUCUAUCUAUCUAUCUAUCUAUCUAUCUAUCUAUCUAUCUAUCUAUCUAUCUAUCUAUCUAUCUAUCUAUCUAUCUAUCUACCCCUCUACCUAUCUACCUACUUCCCUCCCGCCUGCCCCCUCUCCCUGCCCUCCCCCCGGCCCGCCCCCGGGCCGGUGUACCAACUCCCGCUUCCCAUACCCUUCCCAAGGCCUUUUUUCUUCCCUCUCCUCGCCCCAAGCCCUCCCAGAUCCAAGCCGCGAUUUUAUUCUUUUUUUUUUUUUUUUUUUUAUGCUAAUCAGGCGGGAUUCGAACCCGUCACCUCUUUGUUUGCCAGUUAAUUACCAAUUCAAUGCUUAUGCCAAUUGCGCUAUCCCGGCUUGGUUACAAAUUCAAUGGUUUUUUGGUAUGUUAUUCAUAUGCAAAUCAAAUUCUUGCCCCUGAUUGGCUGUUGAAAAUAAUGACAUCAUGAACCUUCGGCCCAGAGGUCCCUGAGGUCCCACAGGUCCAAGAACCAAAACAAACCAAAGUUUACCAAACAUAAUGGAAACUGUAGCCUUCUCGGCUUUGCGAAAGUUUCUUUUUAAUCAGGAUUCUUGUAUCUUUCUGACCACUCGUACAUUUAAAAAAGCACUUAGCGCUUUCACGUUUUUCCGACGGGCAAUUUUGAUUUUAGCUGGAAGUUUUGUAUAAUAUUGAAAUACUUGAAAUGUCCGUCGGUGCGUUUGCGUUUUCAGUCGGUGAUCACAAGAAACAGUUUUUGUACGGUUAACAGUGAUCAACAUCAAUUUACAUUCCUCGCUAUAUAUCCCACCACUGAACAGUAUCAAUCAUAAAAGGCUGAAAAUAGAGGAAACUGCUCAGCAGCGAAAAAAACAUUAUGAUUUCUAAUCAAAUUCUCCUCGUUAGCGCCAGAUGAACGGUAAAGGAAUGAGUAUGGAGAAUGUGCAUGUUAAUCUCACGCCAUUUACAAGCGUUCCUGCAACAAGCAAAAGUGAUCGUAUAAAUGAAAAACGCGAAGGUUAUGUCACUUUUAAUAACAACAACACCAAAAGCUUUAUUUGCAUGACCAUAAAGGAAUUACAGUAUUGCACUGAGCUAUUAGUCUAGAUUUAAGUACUAAUUCAACUAAUUAGUACGUGCCAAACAUUACAAAACGUUACAGUUCUCGUUCAUUCAUUCAUUGAUAUUAAUUUGGUUCUUAAUUCAAAGCAUUGCGAGAUAAAUGAAACUAAUUGACAGUUAAUUAAAUAAUCAGAAGAAUUCAUAAGAAGAGAUAUUAAAGUAUCGUGUGAAAGUGAUUUGAAGUCAGGUAUUUUAGUUUCUAGUUUGGAGAAAAAUAUGUCUCUGAUCUGAGAAUAAGCCUUACAAUCUAGUAAGAAAUGAUUUUCAUCUUCGAUUUUGCUGCAGUUACUUGUACAAAAGUGACAUAUCCUUUCAUUGCGAGGAAUGUUUUCGUAUCUACCUGUUUCAAUUCUAAGUUGAUGACUACUUAUUCUAAAUAUAACUAAUGCUUUUCUCGAAGGGUUUUUUCUUGUUAAAACUAGGUACGGCGAGGGGCUAUAGUCGUCUUUGAUUGUACAAUGAAAACUGAGUUUUUGUGAUUGUUGAAGGGUCUGAUUCCAGUAAGAGACGUAUUUAAUAGAUUUGCAGCCAGCAGUGUGACCCUUCGACAACAAGAAAAAGCGUUCUUCUCUAACUAGGCAACUACAGAACACUAGUCUGAAUCUGGUAAGCACGGUAAAUCAUACUAAAAUGCUACCGAUGCGACCGAAAACUUGUGAUAGAAUCGUGAAAUCAGCCUGAAGGAUCAAAACAAGGUGAUAUCCUUCGUGUCCUAAGGCAGCUAAAAGACUUUUUUCCAGAAUGAAAUAUACUUACAUCCUCUUACUUGAGACAUCACAAGAGUCCCAGGGACAUUUCCCAGGAGAUCUCCAUCAGUUUCCAACUUGACCCAAAAGUCACUUGACAGGAUGAACCAAACAAACAUUGUUUGCCCGGCCUAUUGACGAUUAGUAAUUCCAUCAGGUGGUGUUUCUUUCGCAGGCAAGGUUACGUAAUUCAAGCUAUUUCCAAUCCAGUCUUAAAAUCAGGCUGUCAAAUGUCCCCAAGGUCCAUGACCAAUAAAGAAAAUUCUCCAACUUCAGACGAAGAGCAGUUUGGAACUUCAUGGUCUGUUUAUCCACUGCAUUAAAGAAAAGGAACGUAUUAUAAGUAGACUAACUCGCGAAGUUGAAUGUGCGAAAAAGUGUGGAGAAGUUGAUCCUAAGUAAUGACAAAUGUUUAAUCAUAAAUUUCGCUUGUUUCUUCGCACACGUCCUUUUUUUCCCGUUUUUUUCUUACGUGAAUGCAUCCUUUUCUAAAAGUGCUUUUUUUGAGUCAAGAAUUUUAUAAAAGUAAGAAGAAAAAAAAUUUUGCUGAGCAGCAAAACCCUCCCCGGGUCUAACCUGCGAGCAAGGUCUCUCACUGCCCCACCCCACCCAACCCUCCCCCCAAUCCCGGCAGCAAGAGACCUUGCUCGCAGGCUAGACCCCCCCUCCCUUUCCCCUUCCCUUCCCUUCCCUUCCCCCUCCCAACCCUCCGCCCUCUACCUAUCUACCUACCCCCCUACCCCCCUCUAUCUAUCUAUCUAUCUAUCUAUCUAUCUAUCUAUCUAUCUAUCUAUCUAUCUAUCUAUCUAUCUAUCUAUCUAUCUAUCUAUCUAUCUAUCUAUCUAUCUACCCCUCUACCUAUCUACCUAC